AUGCUAUGUGUAUUAUUUAUUGUCUUUUUUAUUAAUAAUACGAUAAAAGUUGUUGCUGAUAGUGCACGAGAAUCACGAGAGUCAGGUGAGAACAAGGCAUCUAACAUCGCUCAAGAAGCUGCGCAAGAAGCUAAGGCUGCUUCAGACAUUCAAAAUGCGGCGGCAGCAGAAGCUUCUCGUCAGAUAAAAUCACAAUUGGCUGACAAAGCAGUGUCUGCUGCAAAAGCUGCUGAAGCGAUUCUCAUUGGAAAAAUGUCUGUAGUAACGCAGCUGCAACAAGAAGUCAAAGAAGCUCAGGCUGUUGUCGAUGAAGAAUUAUCUUCGAUUCGUCGAUCUAAGGACUUAGUUAAAUCUGCUGUUAUUGCUGCUCAACAAACUGCUGAAGAAUAUAAAACUCUUAAUAAAGCUUUGGGUACGCUGACGAAAAAUGUUGAAGUGUCAAAUGAAGCAUCGCAGGGCGCUCGUCAUGAACUGAUUGAACAAGAACAGCUGGUGAAUGCUGCACGACGACGACUCAAUGAUUUGACCAAAAGAACGCGAGAAGCUAAACGCGAUCUUGAAAACACUAAAAUGGCAGUGAUGAAGGCCAACGCAGCUGCCCGCGCAGCUCAAGAGAAUGCCGCGAGGAUCAAGCGAACACAAAUAUCUCGAUCAACUUCGUCUGAUAAAUCUUAA
Molecule: messenger RNA, 675 nt
Organism: Microplitis demolitor
Lineage: Eukaryota; Metazoa; Arthropoda; Insecta; Hymenoptera; Braconidae
Exons: 4
Coding region: 1-675 (224 amino acids)
Source: RefSeq, a predicted model, not a curated record